This is a messenger RNA of Didymodactylos carnosus, 735 nucleotides long. NCBI's taxonomy places the organism in Eukaryota, Metazoa, Rotifera, Eurotatoria, Philodinida, Philodinidae. The record is from the annotation of a GenBank genome assembly.
AUGAGUGGUUGUGUUUUUACUUCACAAAAUGUGGCUUGUAACGAUACUAAGUGGUUAACAUUUACAGACCUAGCAGAACCAGUCGACCCUGCAUGUCGUAUUGACUAUGAAUUAGCCCAAGGAUCCAUUUUAUCUCAGGUGCCCGUCUUUCGUAUUGAAUUUCGGCCUUCAUUACAUGUGCAAGCGGCGCGUUUUGCUUUUUAUCAAGCUGCCGUGUCAGAUACCGAUCCACGAUGCCAACAAGGGAAUUUUAGUAUUGGUUUAACGAAUUUCGCCGAAGUUAUGUCGCAUCCAACCAAUAGUAGUGAUCCUACGACUCCAUUAUUAGAAAAUUAUUUAUCUCCUCUAAUAACCCGUGAAUGGAUUUAUGGUAUGAAUGCACGUCGUCAACAAGUUGAUACAUCAAAUCCGCCACAUUACUUUACCGUAUUUACAAAUACUAUUUCCUCUGCACUGCCGUUAUCGUUUCCCAUAUGGACCAAAGAAGAUUUUGAGGCUGAUCAAUCCACUGCAGUUGCAUUUCAAAUUACCAUUUAUAGUAAUACGUUUUUCCGACAACAAGUCGUUGAACGUCUGAUUCAGCCAAAAGAAGCAUUUUUAACCAUUUUAUUAGCUAUUAUCGGUAUUUAUCAUAUAGUUCUUUUUGCCCAUGAAGUAUCGCAAGUCUUAUUAAUUUCAUGGCACAUAGUUAAAAACAAUCGAGCCUUCGCUGCCAUUAAGGCUCGGCUUUGGUAG